Messenger RNA from Uloborus diversus, 2843 nucleotides. RefSeq names its product ubiquitin-conjugating enzyme E2-22 kDa-like (gene Ubc4). Gene Ontology annotation, cellular component: nucleus. The record is from RefSeq and is a predicted model, not a curated record. NCBI's taxonomy places the organism in Eukaryota, Metazoa, Arthropoda, Arachnida, Araneae, Uloboridae. Bases 307 to 906 code for a protein of 199 amino acids. Gene Ontology annotation, molecular function: ubiquitin conjugating enzyme activity; protein binding. Gene Ontology annotation, biological process: proteasome-mediated ubiquitin-dependent protein catabolic process; protein polyubiquitination. The transcript has 6 exons.
UCAAAAUCAUCGGCAAAAUUUUAAAAUAACAUACUGAAAAUGUGAAACCAUAAACAUGGCAGGGAACUAAGGUCAUGCCGAAAUAAAAAGAUAUUAACUUAUUUCGCUGGCAAUGAUACGUAAGAACUCCAACUUCCAAAAUUUACGACUUUUAUGCGAUGCGAAACGAGAUCUCGCAAAAAUUAUUUAUUUUUAAAUGACAGUUCUCAGUAAUAUUAUUCGUUUGUAGAUGUUAAUUCUUUUAGUUUAAAUCCAUUAAAUGUUUAACACUUUUGAUACGUGAUAGUAUAUGGCGGCCAGUGGACUAUGGCAAAUAUAGCAGUUCAACGUAUUAAAAGAGAAUUUAAAGAAGUUGUUAAGAGUGAAGAAGCUGCAAAGUGUGCUAUUAGUGUAGAAAUAGUUAAUGAUACUUAUACAGAAUUAAAAGGAGAAAUAGCUGGACCACCAGAUACUCCAUAUGAAGGUGGAAACUUUGUUUUAGAAAUCAAAGUACCUGAAACUUAUCCUUUCAACCCUCCAAAGGUCCGUUUUGUAACUAAAAUAUGGCAUCCUAAUAUUAGUUCAGUUACUGGAGCUAUUUGUUUAGAUAUUUUAAAAGAUCAAUGGGCAGCUGCCAUGACUUUACGAACAGUCUUACUCUCUCUUCAAGCGCUUUUAGCAGCUGCCGAACCAGAUGAUCCCCAGGAUGCAGUUGUCGCCAAACAGUACAAAGAUGAUAACGAAAUGUUCAAGCUGACUGCUCGGCACUGGGCACAAGCUUAUGCUGGUGCUCCUGCUUCCCCAUCAGAGUUUGAUGACAAGAUAAAAAGGCUCAUGGAUAUGGGUGUAGAUGAACACAAAGCACGAGUGGCCUUAUCUUCUUGUUCUUGGAACUUGGAGAAGGCAACUGAAACACUCUUUAGCUAGAACACCCCAUCUUCCUCAUCUUCAUUCAAGAAUAAAAAGAAAAAAAAAACUGAGAUGUGAUUCUAGCACUUUUUGAAGAUCACCAUUUGUUGACAAUACAGAAUGUUUACGGAAUUUAGAAUUAGAAAAAUUAAUAAAUAACCUUUAAAAACUUCAUAAUCUGAAGAUUUUACAUUUCUCCCUCAUUCAAAGAUGCUGAAUUAUUCUUAUUUUUCUUCAAAAUGGGUUAUACCAUUGGCAUUCUGGCAAAAGUCACUAAAUUCAAUACUUGUGUUUUUCGAUGUUGUAAAAUUAAAAACUUUAAACAUACAAGGGAUGAGCAAAUGAAAAGGUAUGAAACAACAUGGUGGGUACAAAUGUGGACUUUAUUCAAAAUAUACACCAUAGGCCUGAGUACAAUGAUCCCACUGAUGAACAAGCCGCAGGAUACCUUGUUCCCAGAAUUCCUGUGGCUGUGACAAGAUCUUGUCCUUCAGUGUCUUUGAGUAUGUCAUCCGAGUUGAAGUGCUUCCUUUUCAGGUGUUUCUUCAGCAGACCAAACACAUGAAAAUGGCAGGGAGACAUGUCCGGACUGUAGGGCAGAUGGUUCAAUGUUUCCCAUUUGAACUUAGGGCACUAAGUUUUCUGACAGACUUGUCAGAGACACAUUUCUCCCCAUAAACGGUCACCAACUCCCGAUGAAUAGCUGCCGGUUUCUUGAUCAUCCGCUGUCAGAAAUCGGAUAACACUUCGCUGCUCCUGAAUCGUCAAAUUUUGCAACGCAAACACCAUCCUGUCCUUAUAGGGACUGCCGCAUUAUUUGGACGCCGCUUUUUAUAAGAGCCUUUGCUCUCCCCUGCACAUGCGGGCACCCGCGCAUGCUCCGAUCCCAGUCAGAGCCUCCAAUGGCAUCCCGAGAUGUUUCGCUACAUCCUCCUAUGACGGAAUAUGCAAAUAUUUAACUUUUUCAUUUGAUCACUCCUUGUAUUACAUGGAACCUAUAAGAAAAAUCUUUACAGACUCAUUAAAAAGAUAUCUUAUUUAACUUGCAUAAUUAGUUAAAAUCAUGAAAUAACUAAUGGGAAAUUGUAAAUGACUGCAGAAGUAUGUCAAAUUUGUUUUGUGAAAGUUGUGACUCUCGCCUGAAUGCUGAAAAUAUGCAAAUAUUUUAUGAAACUUUUAAUGGAUUAUACAGUAGAAGACUUAUAAUGCACACCUUGGGACCAGAGCUUUUGAGUUAUACAGGCAGAUCAUUUCACAAAUUUUGAAACUAAUAUUCAGAAUAUAUCUAUAAAAUAGCACUUCAGAGUGAGUUUUAUCUGCAAUGAGUAUUAAAGCACUCAUAUUACAAUUAGUCAUUCUCAAAUAAAUAUGUUUCACAAUUAAAAGAAAGUGAAAAUAUCCUGCACUUCUGCUAGCUUUGUGGUUUUCAUAACAGCUGCAUCUUCAAGAACCAUUUGGUGUUUUCUGAUUACUAUGAAUACUAAUUUUCAUUUAAAAAGCUUUGAAUUAGGAAGGUAAGAUGAUAAACUGUUUCAAAAUUUAAUUUGCCUAACAAUUUUUAUGUUUGCAAAGCAAAACAGAGGGCUUUUUUAAACUUCAAAUCCAAUUGUUUACUUCUGAAAAGUUGUGCGGUUUAUAGAGAAUUGUGUUAUAUAGGUUGGCGUUAUAAUGGUAUUCUACUGUAUUUCAUCCUGAUGACUUACUAAGAUAUGUUUUUUAACAAAUUAUAUUACUUUUCAAAACUACUUAUUGCAUUGCCUUUGGAUGAUUUUCAUUUAAAUUCAUGUGAAGAAGAAUUAAAAGCUUUUGAUAUUUUAUAUACAUCAAAAUGUACAGCUACAAAAAUUAAAAAUAAAUUAGAAAAAAUAUAUAAUUGACUGAUGUAAGUCGCAUAAGUUAUGAAAUAUUUUAAUUUUUAAAAUGUUAUGUUCUUUGUUUUAAUAAAAUACCAGUGU